AAGAUAAGGCAGUUGAGGCCGGGGCGAGACGUAAGAGCGUAUAUAUAGAGAGAUAAAUUUGGGUUUUGAAGGCGCAGAAGUGUUGCACUGUACCGCAUCGUACCAGACUCUUUCUCCAGGUCGCCUUCGGCUCUUCGCCUCUCUCUAUUUCCGGCGAUGGAUCCGUACAAGUACCGCCCUUCGAGUGCUUACAACUCCCCCUUCUGGACCACCAAUUCCGGUGCUCCUGUCUGGAACAAUAACUCAUCCUUGACUGUUGGACCAAGAGGUCCAAUUCUCCUAGAGGAUUAUCACCUGGUGGAGAAACUUGCCAAUUUUGAUCGGGAGCGGAUCCCAGAACGUGUUGUGCAUGCCAGGGGAGCCAGUGCCAAGGGUUUCUUUGAGACCACCCAUGAUAUUUCUAACCUUACAUGUGCUGAUUUCCUUCGAGCCCCAGGGGUCCAGACACCUGUCAUUUUACGUUUCUCCACAGUUAUUCAUGAGCGUGGCAGCCCUGAAACCCUGAGGGAUCCUCGAGGUUUUGCAGUGAAGUUUUACACCAGAGAGGGUAACUUUGAUCUAGUGGGAAACAAUUUCCCUGUCUUUUUUAUCCGUGAUGGAAUGAAAUUCCCAGACAUGGUCCAUGCUCUGAAACCCAAUCCUAAGUCCCACAUCCAGGAGAACUGGAGGAUUGUUGAUUUCUUCUCCCACCACCCAGAAAGCCUGCACAUGUUCUCAUUCCUCUUCGAUGAUGUAGGUAUUCCACAGGAUUACAGGCACAUGGAAGGAUCUGGUGUGAACACCUAUACUCUGAUCAACAAGGCUGGAAAAGCACAUUAUGUGAAAUUUCACUGGAAACCCACUUGUGGGGUUAAGUGUCUGUUGGAAGAAGAGGCAAUCAGGGUUGGAGGAAGCAACCACAGCCAUGCCACUCAGGAUCUCUAUGACUCCAUUGCAGCUGGGAACUAUCCUGAGUGGAAACUUUUCAUCCAAACAAUUGAUCCUGAUCAUGAAGACAAAUUUGACUUUGACCCACUUGAUGUCACCAAGACCUGGCCUGAGGACAUACUACCCCUGCAACCAGUCGGUCGCCUGGUCUUGAACAGGAACAUUGACAACUUCUUUGCUGAAAAUGAACAGCUUGCAUUUUGCCCUGCUAUUGUGGUUCCUGGUGUCUACUAUUCAGAUGACAAGUUGCUACAAACUCGGAUCUUCUCCUAUUCUGAUACUCAGAGGCACCGCCUUGGACCAAACUAUCUGCAGCUCCCGGCUAAUGCCCCCAAGUGUGCUCAUCAUAACAAUCAUCAUGAAGGUUUCAUGAAUUUCAUGCACAGGGAUGAGGAGGUCAAUUACUUCCCUUCAAGGUAUGAUCCUGUUCGUCAUGCUGAGAGGUACCCCAUUCCUCCUGCUAUCUUGACUGGAAGGCGUGAAAAGUGCAUCAUUCCAAAGGAGAACAACUUCAAGCAGCCAGGAGAGAGAUACCGGUCCUUUGCGCCAGACAGGCAAGAGAGAUUCAUCCAGCGCUGGGUUGAUGCUUUAUCUGAUCCACGCGUCACCUAUGAGAUCCGCAGCAUCUGGAUCUCCUACUGGUCUCAGGUCAGACCUCUUUCUCUUGCAAAGUUUCUUGAACCUUUCUCUAGUAACAUAACUCCUUCUGUGUCAAAUCAAGUACUAAUGUCAUUGCUCCAAACUUCAGGCUGACAAGUCUCUGGGUCAGAAACUAGCAUCUCGUCUCAACGUGAGGCCAAGCAUUUGAAAUGCAGCUGGAUGUUUUGAGUUACAGAGAGCAAGCCAACAAUAUCAAAUGUGGAGCAGAAGGUACUUGGUUGGAAGCAUAAACCUUUUAUCAAUCGUUUGAUUACUGUGGUAUAUUGAUUUCAUAAUAUACUAAACAAACUCACUAGACAUGUGACUCUUCAAACUGAUGUUUUGAUCUUAAUAAAGUGAGGAUUUAUGUGCAAA
This is a messenger RNA of Vitis vinifera (wine grape), 1941 nucleotides long. Its product is annotated as catalase isozyme 1. The record is from RefSeq and is a predicted model, not a curated record. NCBI's taxonomy places the organism in Eukaryota, Viridiplantae, Streptophyta, Magnoliopsida, Vitales, Vitaceae. Bases 157 to 1680 code for a protein of 507 amino acids. Gene Ontology annotation, biological process: response to hydrogen peroxide; hydrogen peroxide catabolic process. Gene Ontology annotation, molecular function: heme binding; catalase activity. Gene Ontology annotation, cellular component: plasma membrane; peroxisome; cytoplasm. The transcript is spliced from 7 exons.